AUAUGUUCUGGGAGAACUUCGGAAACCUGAGUUACUCCACCAUCUACCAGAAAAUAAUGCUCUUGCUGAACUAUGUGGAGGGAUGAUAUCUGCUUGGGAAAUAUAUGGUAACAAAAAGGCUGUUAUAAUGUUUGUGAUAGAAGAUGUUACCUACAACAUCUGUGAUCAGCGUUUCCAUGAAUAUGAGAUUCGACGACAGAGGCCGGAUAUCCAUGUCAUUCGUCGGAACCUCACGCAGAUCAGUAAAAAUGGGAAGUUAACUAAUGACAAAAGAUUGAUAAUUGAUGGUGACGAAAUAGCUGUAGUAUACUUCCGAGCAGGAUAUGAACCAGGCCAGUACCAUAGUGAAAAAGAGUGGGAAGCUCGUCUCACCAUUGAGAGAUCAAAAGCCAUCAAAAGCCCAAGCAUUCAGUACCAUUUGGCAGGCACUAAAAAGGUUCAGCAAGAAGUUGCACGUCUUGGGGUUUUACAAAGAUUCCUUUUAGAGUCUGAAGCAAACCUUGUUGGCCAAUUGUUUACUGGGCUCUACAGUCUUGAUUUGGGCCCUGAAGGUGAUGAGGUAAUAAAGAUGGCGAUGGAGAACCCAGAUCGAUUUGUCCUCAAACCACAGCGAGAAGGAGGUGGCAACAAUAUGUAUGGUGAUGAAAUUAAAGAGUUCCUGGAGAAGGUGAAAGACACUCCGGCAAGGGAAGCAUAUAUCCUCAUGGACAAGAUCAGACCUCCCAUGCAGCACAACUACCUUGUUCGUGGUGGAACUGAAGUGAAAUUGUCUGAGGUUGUUUCUGAAUUGGGCAUCUUUGGAGUUUUGAUUGGGAAUGAGAAGGAGAUCAUGAUUAACAAGUUUGCAGGCCACAUGCUUCGAACUAAGUUAUCAUCUGCAAACGAAGGAGGAGUUGCAGCUGGAUUUGGUGCUCUAGAUUCAGUCUUUCUGUUUGACUAAAUAGAAAAGGAUAUAAAACCUUAACGACAUAGUGAGUGUGGUUGUCUAAAUGGGGGUCUUAUGUAUAUUUUUUUGUCAAACAGAUUUAUGGUCAGACCCAAAGUGAAAGCAAUGGAUUUUAUGUUGAGAUUACAAUUUUACUAGAAAUAUAAAAUGCUAAAUGAAAUAUUUAUUCUAAUUUGAAUUCAAAUUUGCACUUGUACAUUUUGAAUAUCUAAAACUUGAAAUCAAUACAGUGUAUAGGACUUUAAUGAAAUAUUGAUAUUUUUUUAUAUGUGUAGGGUAAAUAGAAAACUGUUAGUAUGAUUUAGAGUGUACACACUUUCAGUAGCUUUAUUGAAUAGCAAUAACAGCAUAAUUACUAAUGUGAACUCGUGUGUGUGUACUAUGUUGAGUAACAGAGGGCUUUAUUACGAAGACUGGUACUGUGCAUUUCAAAGUAGAGUGUUUGUUCUUUGGAAAGACAGGAUGCAGCAUAUAGUUGAAUAAUAUAUGAGAGAAUAGUAAGAACUUCAGAGAACACCGAAUUGAAAAAAUAUCAUUAUUUGACCCGAAGGCUGUAAGUAAUCUAACUGGAGAGUAUAGUAUAGUUGAUUUCAUUGUGAA
Penaeus vannamei (Pacific white shrimp) is the source of this 1546-nucleotide messenger RNA. NCBI's taxonomy places the organism in Eukaryota, Metazoa, Arthropoda, Malacostraca, Decapoda, Penaeidae. The record is from RefSeq and is a predicted model, not a curated record.